Molecule: messenger RNA, 849 nt
Organism: Theileria equi strain WA
Lineage: Eukaryota; Apicomplexa; Aconoidasida; Piroplasmida; Theileriidae
Product: exosome complex exonuclease rrp42, putative
Exons: 3
Coding region: 1-849 (282 amino acids)
Biological process (GO): U5 snRNA 3'-end processing; nuclear mRNA surveillance; nuclear polyadenylation-dependent rRNA catabolic process
Cellular component (GO): cytoplasmic exosome (RNase complex); nuclear exosome (RNase complex)
Source: RefSeq, a predicted model, not a curated record
AUGGAUUUUAUAAAAAGUGGCAUAGCUCUCAACCACCGCAUAGACGGAAGACGACUGGACGAACAAGCGAAGAUUAGUGUAAUCCCAAACAUCUCAUCCAACUCACAUGGAAGUUCACAAGUAUUUCUUAAUGACAACAUCGUACAAACUACAGUAAAUUUUUCUAUCGCAUCUCCUGAUCACUCCGCCUUAGAUGAAGGAAUGGUUGAAGUAACAGCUAGUGGAGCAUAUAUUUUUGAAAGUGAUGAAUCGGCACAAAGAGAAGAUGAAGGCAUUGGGAACAUUAUCGAGGCACUGCAAUUCCAAAAGAACUUUAUCGACAAGAAAAUUCUCUGUAUUAUGCCAAAUAAGUUCGUAUGGAACCUAAAAAUACACACCACGAUAUUACAAAGAGGAGGGUCACUUCUUGACGCAAUUAGUAUCGGUAUAGUUACAGCUUUAAGAUGUUCUAGAUUACCAUCUGUGGCUGUUAUGCUAAAAGAUGAAAUAGAAAGCUCGGACGAUGACAAAAAUCUCCAAGUAAAGUUGUCUGCCGGGUUAGAAUAUAUAACUUUAUACACAAAAACUCUCAGACUAAAUACCGAAGUUAUGGACAUCGCAAAAAAACUACCAAUAAUUACAACUGUCGCUCAAAUAGGUUCAAAAAAUGUCUGGGGAAUAACAAAGGAAGAAGAAAUAUGCUCCGGUGGAUUUCUAUCUGCAGCCGUCUGUCCAGAUGGAGAAUGUGUUGGAAUUAAAAUCAAUGGUUCAUGUUUUUCAAUGUCAUCGGUGGAUGAACUCGUCAGAAAAUGCUGUACCAUAGCUGUAAAUAAUCACGAGGUUAUAAAUGAAGCCAUUGCUACUAUAUAA